Messenger RNA from Thunnus maccoyii (southern bluefin tuna), 1081 nucleotides. Its product is annotated as V-type proton ATPase subunit d 1-like. Bases 1 to 1068 code for a protein of 355 amino acids. Gene Ontology annotation, molecular function: proton-transporting ATPase activity, rotational mechanism. The record is from RefSeq and is a predicted model, not a curated record. Lineage: Eukaryota; Metazoa; Chordata; Actinopteri; Scombriformes; Scombridae. Gene Ontology annotation, biological process: vacuolar acidification; proton transmembrane transport; vacuolar transport. The transcript is spliced from 8 exons. Gene Ontology annotation, cellular component: vacuolar proton-transporting V-type ATPase complex; early endosome; plasma membrane proton-transporting V-type ATPase complex.
AUGGCAGUGUGUGCGGAGCUCAGUUUCAAUGUGGAUCAUGGCUAUCUAGAGGGUCUGGUUAGAGGAAUGAAGGCUGGGAUUCUCACUGGCACUGACUAUCACAAUCUGGCCCAGUGUGACACACUCGAUGACAUGAAGCUGCACCUACAGAGUACAGACUAUGGCAAACUGCUGUCCUCGACUGAAGACGACCUGACUGUGUCUCUGGUGGACAGCAAGCUGAGGGAGAACCUGGUGACUGAAUUCAGCUGCCUUCGCUCCAACGCCCUACCGCCGCUCUCCACCUUUCUUGACUAUAUAACCUACAGCUACAUGAUCGACAAUGUGGUGAUGCUGAUCACCGGGGCCCUGAAACAGAGGGAUGUGGCAGAGCUGCUCCCGCGGUGUCACCCACUGGGAGCUUUCGACCAAAUGGCAGCAGUGGGCAUCGCCCGCACACCGACUGAACUCUACUCAGCUAUCCUGGUUGACACACCGCUAGCUCCAUUUUUCCAGGAUGCUGUAUCUGAGUCCAACUUGGAUGAGAUGGAAGCUGAGAUCCUGAGAAACAAACUGCAUAAGGCAUAUUUAGAGUCUUUCCACUCUUUCUGUAAGAACACUGGUGGUGCCACAAAGGAUAUAAUGUGUCCUCUCCUGGAGUUUGAGGCAGACAGACGAGCCUUCACAAUCACUGUGAACUCCUUCGGGACAGAUCUCAGUGGUGCAGACAGGAGCGCGCUGUAUCCAUCAUGUGGCAAACUUUACCCUGAAGGGCUGCUACUGCUGACAAAAGCAGAAGACCACGAACAGGUCAAAGCUGUGGCCGACUGUUACCCGGACUAUAAAAUCAUUUUUGAUGACCCUGAACCGGGAUCAGAUUUUAAGACUCUGGAGGACAGAUUCUUUGAACAGGAGGUGAAGCUGAACACGCUUGCUUUCAUGCAGCAGUUCCACUUUGGAGUAUUUUACUCCUACAUCAAACUGAAGGAGCAGGAAGGUCGCAACAUCAUCUGGAUCGCUGAGUGUGUCACACAGAGACAGAAGUCCAAGAUACACAAUUACAUACCCAUCUUCCAGGGAACAAAAUAAUCAGACAAUAACU